This is a messenger RNA of Nothoprocta perdicaria, 4272 nucleotides long. RefSeq names its product neurofascin (gene NFASC). NCBI's taxonomy places the organism in Eukaryota, Metazoa, Chordata, Aves, Tinamiformes, Tinamidae. The record is from RefSeq and is a predicted model, not a curated record. Gene Ontology annotation, molecular function: cell-cell adhesion mediator activity. The transcript has 32 exons. Bases 16 to 4137 code for a protein of 1373 amino acids. Gene Ontology annotation, biological process: brain development; cell-cell adhesion.
GUCCCGGCCUCCACCAUGGUCCCGCCGAGCGCCCGGCUCGCCCGCGCCGCGCUCGCCCUCGCCCUGUGCCUGCAGCACCUCGCCAGCGCCAUCGAGGUGCCCCUCGACUCCAAUAUUCAGAGUGAAUUGCCACAGCCGCCCACCAUCACCAAGCAGUCGGUGAAGGACUACAUUGUGGACCCCCGGGACAACAUCUUCAUCGACUGUGAAGCUAAAGGCAACCCCCUUCCCACGUUUUCAUGGACACGGAACGGGAAGUUCUUCAAUGUGGCCAAAGACCCCAAAGUCUCCAUGCGGCGGCGGUCAGGAACGUUGGUCAUCGACUUCCACAGCGGUGGCCGGCCGGAGGACUACGAGGGCGAGUACCAGUGCUUUGCACGCAACGAUUUUGGGACGGCGCUCUCCAGCAAAAUCCACCUCCAGGUUUCUAAGUCUCCCUUGUGGCCCAAGGAGAAGGUGGAUGUGAUAGAGGUGGAUGAAGGUGCUCCACUUAGCCUGCAGUGCAACCCUCCGCCCGGCCUGCCUUCUCCGGUCAUCUUCUGGAUGAGCAGCUCCAUGGAGCCAAUCCACCAAGACAAGCGCGUCUCCCAAGGCCAGAACGGCGACUUGUACUUCUCCAACGUCUUGCUGCAAGAUGCCCAGACGGACUACAGCUGUAACGCACGCUUCCACUUCACCCACACCAUCCAGCAGAAAAACCCGUACACCCUCAAGGUGAAAACCAAGAAACCCCAUAAUGAAACGUCCUUUCGAAAUCACACUGACAUGUACAGUGCCCGCGGGGUUUCGGAAACGACGCCCAGCUUCAUGUACCCGUACGGGACGUCGAGCAGCCAGAUGGUGCUCCGAGGGGUGGACCUGCUGCUGGAGUGCAUCGCCUCGGGCGUACCAGCACCCGACAUCAUGUGGUACAAGAAGGGAGGGGAGCUCCCAGCGGGCAAAACCAAGCUGGAGAACUUCAACAAGGCCCUUCGCAUCUCCAACGUCUCCGAGGAAGACUCCGGCGAGUACUUCUGCUUGGCGUCCAACAAGAUGGGCAGUAUCCGGCACACCAUCUCCGUGAGGGUGAAGGCUGCUCCGUAUUGGCUGGAUGAGCCACAGAACCUGAUUUUGGCCCCUGGAGAGGACGGCAGGCUGGUGUGUCGAGCCAAUGGGAACCCCAAGCCUAUGAUACAGUGGCUGGUGAAUGGUGAGCCCAUAGAAGCUUCUCCCCCCAACCCGAGCCGCGAAGUGGCUGGAGACACCAUAGUGUUUCGAGACACCCAGAUCGGCAGCAGUGCCGUGUACCAGUGCAACGCGUCCAACGAGCACGGCUACCUUCUCGCCAACGCCUUUGUCAGUGUCCUGGAUGUGCCCCCACGGAUAUUAGCACCUCGCAAUCAGCUGAUCAAAGUCAUUCAGUACAACAGGACCCGUCUCGACUGCCCCUUCUUUGGCUCCCCGAUCCCCACGCUUAGAUGGUUUAAGAACGGCCAGGGGAACACUCUCGAUGGAGGAAACUACAAGGCGCACGAAAACGGGAGCCUGGAGAUGAACAUGGCUCGGAAGGAGGACCAGGGCAUCUACACCUGCGUUGCCACCAACAUCCUGGGUAAAGCAGAGGCCCAGGUUCGCUUGGAGGUCAAAGAUCCCACGAGGAUUGUGAGAGGACCAGAAGAUCAAGUGGUGAAGAGGGGCUCCAUGCCUCGCCUGCACUGCCGCGUGAAGCAUGACCCUACGUUGAAGCUCACGGUCACCUGGCUCAAAGAUGAUGCUCCGCUUUAUAUUGGAAACAGGAUGAAGAAAGAAGAUGAUGGGCUGACAAUAUAUGGCGUGGCUGAAAGGGACCAAGGCGACUACACCUGCGUAGCUAGUACUGAGCUGGACAAGGAUUCUGCUAAAGCUUACCUGACUGUUCUAGCAAUCCCUGCUAACCGUUUGAGAGACUUACCGAAAGAACGACCCGACCGGCCCCGUGACUUGGAGCUGACGGAUCUGGCCGAAAGGAGCGUGCGGUUGACGUGGAUACCUGGCGAUGACAACAACAGCCCCAUCACAGACUACAUCGUUCAGUUUGAGGAGGACCGGUACCAACCUGGCACCUGGCAUAACCACUCCAGCUACCCCGGGAGCGUGAACUCGGCUGUCCUGAGCCUCUCUCCUUACGUCAACUACCAGUUUCGGGUGAUUGCUGUGAACGACGUGGGCAGCAGCCUGCCCAGCAUGCCCUCGGAACGGUACCAGACCAACGGCGCCCGCCCUGAAAUUAACCCAACGGGAGUCCAAGGAGCAGGGACCCAACGGAACAACAUGGAGAUAACGUGGACGCCCCUGAAUGCAACUCAAGCUUAUGGGCCCAACCUCAGGUAUAUCGUGCGAUGGAGGCGAAGGGACCCCCGAGGGAGCUGGCACAACGAGACGGUGAAGACCCCGCGGCACGUUGUGUGGAACACCCCCAUCUACGUCCCCUACGAGAUCAAAGUGCAGGCAGAGAAUGACUUUGGCAGAGCACCAGAGCCUGACACUGUGAUCGGCUACUCGGGGGAAGAUUAUCCCAAGGCCGCUCCGACGGACGUCCGGAUCAGGGUUUUGAACAGUACGGCCAUAGCGCUCACGUGGACCCGCGUGCACCUGGACACCAUCCAGGGGCAGCUGAAGGAAUACCGAGCCUAUUUCUGGAGAGAAAGCAGUUUGCUGAAGAACCUGUGGGUCUCCAAAAAACGGCAGUAUGUGAGUUUUCCCGGAGACCGAAACCGGGGCAUAGUGUCCCGGCUGUUUCCUUACAGCAACUACAAGCUUGAGAUGGUUGUAAGCAACGGCAGAGGAGAUGGGCCCCGCAGCGAAGUGAAGGAGUUCCCCAUGCCAGAAGGAGUGCCCAGCUCCCCCAGGUAUUUAAGGAUCCGACAGCCCAAUCUGGAAACCAUCAAUCUGGAGUGGGAUCACCCAGAGCAUCCCAACGGCGUGCUCACAGGAUACAACCUUCGCUACCAAGCCUUUAACGGGUCCAAAACGGGCAGGACGCUGGUGGAGAACCUCUCUCCCAACCAGACACGGUUCACGCUGCAGAGGACGGACCCCAUCUCGCGCUACCGCUUCUUCCUGCGCGCCAGGACCCAGGUGGGAGAUGGAGAAACCCUCGUGGAGGAGUCGCCGGCCCUGCUCAACGAAGCGACACCGACCCCAGCUGCAUCGGCGUUGCCUCCGACCGCCGCGAGCCCGAGCAGCCCUGCAAGCGCCACCGCUAUCGCCGCCACUACAGCCGCCACAAGCACCACCAUCGCCACCACUACAGCCGCCACUACUACCACUACUACUACUACUACUACUGCUAUUGCUACUACUGCUGCUACUCCCGUGGCCACCACUGUGCCCGCCACCACCGUCGCCACCACCACAGUCACAGCAGAGCGGGCGGCAGCCACCACCAAGCAGGAGCUGGCCACCAAUGGAUCGUCCAUAUGGGACAUAAGAGCUUUGGCUAAUAGUAACUGGGCAAACAUCACCUGGAGCCACAAUUACUCUGCAGGAACUGACUUUGUGGUUAAGUAUAUCACCAGUAACAAGACCGAGAGAUCUAUCCCGGUUAAAGCCCAGACCCCUUCCUCGGUGCAGCUGGCUAACCUGACGCCGGGCAUGAUGUACAAGCUGUGGGUGUUCCCCAUAUGGUCUAGCCCCAGCGAGCACUCUUACAUUACCUUUACGACGAGCUCAGCUUACACCAAGAACCAGGUGGACAUCGCAACCCAAGGCUGGUUCAUCGGGCUGAUGUGUGCCAUAGCCCUCCUGGUUCUCAUCCUCCUCAUCGUCUGCUUCAUUAAGAGAAGCAGAGGCGGAAAAUACCCAGUGCGAGAUAACAAGGACGAGCACCUCAAUCCCGAGGACAAGAACGUGGAAGAUGGGUCGUUCGACUACAGGUCUCUUGAAAGCGACGAGGACAACAAGCCGCUGCCCAACAGCCAGACCUCCUUGGACGGCACCAUCAAGCAGCAGGAGAGCGACGACAGUCUGGUGGACUACGGCGAGGGGGGCGAGGGGCAGUUUAACGAGGACGGCUCCUUCAUCGGCCAGUACACGGUGAAGAAGGACAAGGAGGAGACGGAAGGCAACGAGAGCUCGGAAGCCACCUCCCCAGUCAACGCCAUCUACUCGUUGGCAUAGCGCGACCUAUAGAUAUAUAUGUCUAUGCGAACCCACUGCGCGACCUGAGAGAGAUGCAGUGGAUGGGGGCGAAACAGCAGCCGCCGCCGCUGCCUCCUAUGGAAACGCGCGAGCGAGACAAACCAAUAAUGACAA